CCUGACCAGUCCCAUGCUUGCGAUCCCCCUAGGAGCCCGUACUUUGGCCUUCCCAGACACUACCGGUGCUGCUCCCCUACCAACUCGCCAGACCAUUCUGCCUCUUCGCCGCCUGACUCAUUUCUGGCCGCCCGCGUCUAGAAUCACUUUCACUCUCACCUCUAGAACAUAGAACUGCGCUUGGCCCCCGCCCACCUCCUGGUCGAAUCCUGCCUUGGAUAGUACUCCCAUCUAUCACCUUGAAAGCGCCGCAGUUCGCUACAUGCGCCUACCCGCACCGACAGCUGUCUGAGCUUUGUUUGCUGUGGAACAACAUUGCCAGCCCCGAAGUAACUCAAAUUCAAAGACUGUCCCGCGCCGCAGGACGAAAAUGGCGGCAGCGGAAGCGGCCAUUCGCCCUCAUGAUCGCCAGAAGGCUCGCCGUCCCUUCGCGACAUGGAUGAAGCGUCUCGCGAACCUCAAAAGCUCUGGCUCUGCGCUUCACAACGAAAAGAAGAGCCUCUCCCGCAACAAGCGAAAGAACAACAAUCCCUACCCCGAGUCUGGCUACGUCGGCAAUGGCGUCGCGCGACCCAAGGCGCCCAGCACCAUUAGUGGACGAGCCUCCUCCUUUACGCCCGCGUCAGUAAACUCAGGCAGGGUAGGCAGUUUUGCUAGCUACGCCGACUCGACCACAGGCGGGCCCAACAUCGUCAUAAGAAGCAACAAGUCUACUGCCCCGACUCUGGCCACCAACCCAGAGACAAUCCAGUCGGACACAGGCUUUUCGCGCACCGGCACCGCCUACACGACCGACGGUCUGUACAGCGGCCGCGCGAAUAGCACCUUCAGCUCCGCGCGGGCUUCCCAGGAAUCGCUCACCACAACCCUCACGACCAUCCAGUCCACUGCGCCCUCGGCCAUGCUGCCCGCCACGAACCAGGCCGCGGCCGCUCAGUCACCCGUCACCUUUUCGCACCAGUACCCCGUCAGUCCUCCCGCCUCCGCCGUCCCAGCGCACAUGCAGCAGUCGAUCUCGCAUCCGCACACGUACACAGCCGCGACGGCAAACGGCCUGCUCAGCGACAACGCCUCCAUUCUAACGCUCGCCUCAUCCUCGAAGCGUCGGCGUCGCAAUUCUCUCGAUACACAGGCCUCGAUCCGAGCCAUUGCUCCAUCCUCUGUCUGGGGCAACUCCCGCGAGUCACUUCCCCUGUCUGUGCUCUCAGCUAACAUAGACCGCGAGUCCGCAGCCGCGGGCUCGUCCACUGGGGGAUACGGGUCAUCGAGCGUCGCCGCACCGCCGCGGCCAUCUCUCUCAGGGCUUGCCUCUGCGGAGCGUGCCUCGGUGUACAGCAAUCCGGGCGGCGUCGGUGCACCCGCGCUUGUCUCGGAGCGCAACAGCUACUACAGCACCAAGCUGGGCAAUGACGGUGCGAGCGUGCGCAGCGGGCACCUAGGCCUGGGCCAUGGGCGCGCGGAAAGCAUCAACGGGAGUAUUACGGGCCUAGACAGGACAGUGGAUCGUGCUGCGACGGUGACUGCGAGUCCUCUUGCCAGCCCGAGGGAAGGACCAAGGGAAGGCGAGAGAGAGGUUCGGGCCAGUCGGAGAAUGAGUGGUCGGCGGGACAGGGAGGGUGCGGACGCAGACGUCGAGGAAGAAGACGAGGAGAGCACGCGCAAAGGCGAGGACGACGAAGACCUUGUCAAAGUGGAUAGCGGGAAAGGAAAGGGCAAGGAGAAGGAGGUCGUGAAGAAGGAUGUGUGCAGUCUGCGCUUGCGUCCUGGCGAAACGACCGGAUGAAAUUCUACUCCGUCCUCGUGUGAUGGCUAGAGCGCGUAUUGGCACGUCCUGUCUGGACAGAUGCUGAGGUCCUCCUUUGGGAUUUGACGAGGUGGGCCUCCAGUGGGCGUUAUUUUUGGGCCGAUAGGGUUUUCUGAAAGGUCAACAGUCGUGAUAUCCCCCCGUCCCCCCCCCCCUAACUUGAUUCAUCGUUGACUUUUUUUUGGUACACACACAUACACACAUUGUUUUGUAGUUCAGCUGACGUCAAUCAGAAAGUAUCGGCGAUAGAAGUUUACCAUUCACAAAUACCCAAUCUACGAGAAUGAUAAAUCUGUCCCAACUUGCACAUCUGCAUUUCUUGCCUGUUGCCCUUGCACGAAUCAUUGAGCUUGCUAUCGUUUCUGAGGCCGGUUUGUAUCAGCACCGCGCCGUCUUCUUUCCGACCUUCACAAUCUGAU
Messenger RNA from Verruconis gallopava, 2223 nucleotides. RefSeq lists its product as uncharacterized. NCBI's taxonomy places the organism in Eukaryota, Fungi, Ascomycota, Dothideomycetes, Venturiales, Sympoventuriaceae. The transcript has 2 exons. The coding region runs from base 371 to 1783 and encodes 470 amino acids. The record is from RefSeq and is a predicted model, not a curated record.